AUAAAUCACAUUUCAUCUCGCUCUUCCCUCGUCGUGUUAGAAGGAGGCGACAGCGAGCUGCUGCCCACCACCAGCAGUCCACUACCUCCUCAUCCUCCUCCGCCACUCCUCCGUCUCACCUCCACUAUUUUAUACUUCCUCUCCUCUUUCCGCUUCCUCCUCCUCCCUGAUUCCUCUUAAUUCGCAGCCAUUGUCGAUUUCUCCGUCCAAUUCCACCAAUGGCCAGCUCCUGAAGCAUGGCGUGAGGGAAAGGACGGGAAAGGGGUUUGAAACGAGGAGAGUGUCAAUGGACGCCAGGAUGAGGAGGUACGCGCCGCAGGUCAGCCCGGACCGGACCAGAGUGUGGGCGGAGCCGCCGCCGAAGCACCACUUCCACGCGCAGGAGCGCCAGCAAGGGGGGAAGAUUCCGGUUGUCUAUUACCUCUGCCGGAAUCGACACCUCGAGCACCCUCACUUCAUUGAAGUCCCCCUUUGCUCCCCCGAGGGACUCUACCUAAAAGAUGUGAUCGAGAGGCUUAAUGUGCUGAGGGGGAAAGGGAUGGCCGCCAUGUAUUCGUGGUCUUGCAAGAGGGGCUACAAGAAUGGCUUCGUGUGGCAUGAUCUCUCCGAGGACGAUCUGAUUCUGCCGGCACAGGGAAAUGAGUAUGUGCUCAAGGGUUCCGAGCUGAUGAAUCAAACCCCUCCAGAACGGAACAAUCAUGGAAUGGGCAAUGCUAAAAUUCAGAAUCUGAAGCAACCCCCUCAGGAUCCAUCACCGAGCAGUUAUAAGGUCCAAGAAGCUUCUUGUUCUCCAUCUUCGGUCGGGUUGGUAACUAAGGACACAAAGUUUCCCCCACCGUCACCUAAAUAUUCAUCACCUCCUCCUGCUAUGCAAGAUGCUGAGCUAUUCCCCUCAACCCAUCAAUUGACUUCCUCGGGGAACUUUUCGCCAGAGCCUGGUGGUCAAAGUGCCCCACGUUCAGCUGUGGGCUCUCCGAACCCGGACGAGUACAAAAUCUGCAAUCCUGUGGUUGGAUCUCAGGAUGCUUCAACCCAAACUGAGGGUGGAGAUGUACAAAGAAUCAAAAAUAAACUGCAAAAUGUUAGUGUCUCUUUCAGUGAUGGUUCUCCACAUAAUGGCUACAAUGAGAGCCAAAAUGAGCAGACUCUACGUUUUAAGUUGGAACCUGAGAUUGCUAUAGUUGGGAGAUCACCAGCAACAACAAUUUCAAGUGAUAUUUCUUCUGGGAGGAUGAAUACGUUAGAAUCCUUGAUACGAGAUGAAGUGAACAGGAGGAAUAAUCUUAGUGUUCUGGAAGGCGAGGAAGAUUUCCACCUGAAUGGACCGAAAUUUAAAACCACAAGUAUGCUUAUGCACCUAAUCACUUGCGGGUCAACCACUGUUAAAAACCACUAUGGCUUUGGAUUUGCGCCAACUUAUAGACCAAGGAUCACCAAUAUGAACUUCACCUCACCAUUGUCUACCAAUUCACUUGUUAUGGGUGAGAUAAACUGCCUUGCAGAGAGCCAAAGAGAAAUAGGGAAGGGGCUAAAGCUGAACGAAAGUUUUGGAAGGAGCAUGAAUGAAACAAAGUACAAUGAAGAAAUUGGCGGACUUCCUCAUAUAAAACAAUCUUCAUCUAUCGAUGAGGACAGAAUUCUUGACAUGCCUUAUAAUUCCAGAAGAGAUGGCAAAAAGGCUGUCGAUUUAUCUGAGUCUAAGUUUCUCCUUAGGACCAUCAAACUUGCAACCUCGAAGCAUUCAAGGAACGAUCAGAAUGAAUCAGCAGUGAGCCCAGUUUUAGAUACAAGGAUGUCUCCUGCCAUGCCAGCUAUUUGCAAAUCCUCACCACUCAAUUCAUCAAACGGGGGAAGCAAACGGAUUAUAGAGAGUUCCUCAAUAAAUGGAACAUCUGCUAGGUUAGAGUCUUUUAGAAACAGGACUCCUUGUCAAGAAACAGUGAUUCAAAUUGAAGAAAGGCUAACUUCAGGAGCUCGAGUUAUCAUCCAAUCUGGAUCUCGGAGUGACAAUAGUGAAGGUAGUUCUGAUUGACAACAGGAUCUACUAAUGUCUCUCUCAUUUCGCAACCGGUUGUUUUCUUACCAGCUGUAGUUGGAGGGAAGACAGUCUGUGGCAUUUAUUAAAGUUAAAUCCUUUCUCCAUUUAAUUCUAGUUGUUUUGAGUUGCCUUCACUUCAACAACACUUGUAAGGAACUUUAUAGUUCCCGACCUGAAAAGGAACCUCCUUUUUUCCAUAAAUGCCUUCUGAACUUCUAAGCCAUCUUGAAACGAUUGUGCGGGAAGAAUAGUGCGUUCAUUGUACAUCAGCAAACUGAGUUUCCACUCAGUUAUUUCCGGAAUGAAGAACAAGCAAGCGGCACAAGCUACAAGACUGUCUUGAGAUUUUGUACAGAUGUAAAACACUACAAAGAUGUUGCAAUCUUUGAGAAUUUGUAUCCAAGAGUAA
Molecule: messenger RNA, 2447 nt
Organism: Zingiber officinale
Lineage: Eukaryota; Viridiplantae; Streptophyta; Magnoliopsida; Zingiberales; Zingiberaceae
Product: protein SOSEKI 3-like
Exons: 6
Coding region: 287-2032 (581 amino acids)
Source: RefSeq, a predicted model, not a curated record